AUGCAAACAAACAAAUCGGACAGCUCACUCUCUCUCUCUCCAGUCUCCCCUUCUCUACUUACGUUACAAUACGAUACAAAAUAAUUAUACUCACCCUCUCUCCUCUCUCACAAAAUCUUGAAAUUCGAACUAAAAUCAAUUCAAAUCCACCUCUCUCUAUCCUUCUCUCUCCCCAAAUUCUUGAAAUACCCCUUUCUCUGUUAUCUUCUCGAACCUCCUCACAUUUUCAAGUUCAAGUCUCUCAUGAGAAGUUAGAUUCAAAGAGCUAUAGGAAGCCCCCAUAUUUCAAUUUCGAUAAAGAUGAGAAGAACUGUGGCACCAGUACUGAGAAGAGAACUGGAAAAUCUUGACAAGGAUGCUGAUAGUAGGAAAUCGGCUAUGAAAGCUUUGAAACAUUAUGUUAAGGAGAUGGAUUCGAAGGCGAUUCCUCUCUUUCUUUCUCAGGUUUCGGAUACCAGAGUGGCGGGAUCUACUGGGGAAUAUACAAUUUCUCUUUAUGAAGUGCUUGCUCGAGUUCAUGGCCCUAAAAUUGUUCCUCAAAUUGAUAACAUUAUGACUACUGUGGUAAAGACAUUAACUUCUAGUGCUGGUUCAUUUGCUCUUCAGCAGGCUUGCUCAAAGGUAGUUCCAGCAAUUGCAAGGUAUGCAAUUGAUCCAAUGACUCCAGAAGACAAGAAAAAACAUAUUAUUUACUCUCUUGCUAAGCCACUUUCAGAUUCUUUACUGGUCAAUCAAGAAAGUCUGUCUUCUGGAUCUGCCCUCUGCUUGAAGGCGCUUGUAGAUUCAGAUAAUUGGCGUUUUGCAUCUAAUGAGAUGGUGAAUGAAGUUUGUCAAAGAGUUACUGCAGCUUUGGACAAACCUAUGCAAACUAAUUCUCAUAUUGGACUAGUCAUGGCUUUGGCUAAGAGCAAUAGUCUAGUUGUUGAAGCAUAUGCAAGGUUGUUAAUACGAGGUGGAUUAAGGAUCUUGACUGCUGGAAUUGCUGAGCAAAAUUCUCAGAAAAGGCUUUCAGCAAUUCAGAUGGUGAAUUUUCUAAUUAGGUGCUUGGAUCCUAAGAGCAUAUUUUCAGAGCUAGGGCUGAUUAUGGAGGAGAUGGAAAAGUGUCAGUCGGAUCAGAUGGCUUAUGUCAAAGGGGCUGCUUUUGAAGCAUUACAGACAGCCAAAAAAAUUGCCGCUGAGGAAGAGAAAAAAUUUGAAAGGGAUAUGGGUUCAAACAGUGGAUCAAACUUUUGUAGGAGUCCCAGCCCGAGGAGAAUUUUUUGGGAUAUAGGAGAUCAAUCAUCUCUAUCUACUUCACCAGAAUCGCAGGUUAUUCAGUCAUCUUUUGGAUGUGAUUCUUUCAUGGAAUCCCCAUUCUCGAGCAGUUUUACAUCUGGGAACUUGAUUAUCAAUCAGAGAAGUGCAAACCGGAAACAUUGGAGAAGAUUUGACACAGGUGGCCUGGAUGUUUCUCUUAAGGAUGGGAUUUUCUCGGAGCUGACUCCCAGAAGUGUAAUUGAUCAUUCUGAGCAUGACAAAUCUUCUGGGAACAAAGACGACUGUGCAAAUGGAUUUGCAGGAUUUUUCCAAAGAAGUCCUAGAAAUGCUAGGAUAAGGAGUGCUACUCCUAGCCCUCAGAGAUCACGAUCUCGCAUCAAUUUCAAUGAUGACCGCAUUUUCAAAACACCAAGAAAGCUGAUAUGCGCCCUUCAAGAUGACAAGAGUGGGAACUCUGAAGUCUCCACAAAGCUAGGCAGAAAAUUUAAGAGUCCACACUCGAGCAAAUUUGAGUCAAGCCCAGCAUCAAAGUGUAGUCAGAACGGAUUUUCACGUCACCCUGCAUCGAAUUAUGACCAUAUCUCUUUGCCUAGAAUGAACCAUGGUGCAUACAAGAGUGAAGAAGGCAGAGAGGGCCAUGGUAGCUCAGAAUCGGUGUCAUCGUCUGAAUAUGUCCCUAUAAUAGCUGAUGAGAAGGAAUCUGAAAAAUUGGUUCCCACAAAUAAAGCUAAUUCUCUGAAGAUCCAUGCUCCUAGAGAAAAAAAUGUGAGGUCUCUUACUAUGGUUUGUGGGAUCUUUGUUUUUAUUUUUGCAGUUUUUGUUUGUUUGUUGUGGAUUGGCGGCGAUCAAGAUGAAGGCUAUAACCUUCUCCCCACAUAGAAUCAUAUUGGAUGUAACAAACAUUGAAUAUCGUUUAGGAACCUUAUAAACUUUUAGUUACAAGUUUGUUGUUACAAUCUUGAAACCCUGGAUAGAAACUGGAUCGUUUUAAUCAAGAUAUUGAUGUUCUUUCUUCAUUAAUAGGA
Daucus carota subsp. sativus is the source of this 2282-nucleotide messenger RNA. RefSeq names its product protein SINE1. NCBI's taxonomy places the organism in Eukaryota, Viridiplantae, Streptophyta, Magnoliopsida, Apiales, Apiaceae. Bases 301 to 2136 code for a protein of 611 amino acids. Gene Ontology annotation, cellular component: microtubule. The transcript has 3 exons. The record is from RefSeq and is a predicted model, not a curated record. Gene Ontology annotation, molecular function: microtubule binding.